AUGGAGGUUGAUGAGGCCUCAGAAUCUUCUGAUGAUGACGUUGUUCCACUCAAUGAGUCAUCUGAUGAUGAGAGAAGUGAAAAUAAUGGAGAUCAAGUAGACAAUAAUGCUGAAGUGAACAAUUUUGAAGAAAUAAUAAUAAAUGACGAUGAUGAAGAUGCCAAAGAGCAACAGAACAUUAAUUAUUAUGAUGUAGGUGUCAAUCAGCCAGAGAACAUUCUUCAAGAUUAUGUGGAUAUAAAUCAGCAACAGUAUUAUCUUGAUAAUAACCAAGGCCUAAACCAGGAGGAGUACUUUGUUAAUCAAGAUAUAAACGAAGACCAAAUGCAUGCAAAGUGGUAUGAGCAAGAUCAGUACAUGGAAGAAAACAUCGGAGAAAUACCACUUGAUGACGAGGAAAUGUUUGAAGAGUCAGAUGGGGAAUCAGAUGAUGAGUUCAUCUACAUUGUCGAAGUAACUACAUACAGGAUAUGA
Messenger RNA from Schistocerca cancellata (South American locust), 474 nucleotides. RefSeq names its product protein PFC0760c-like. NCBI's taxonomy places the organism in Eukaryota, Metazoa, Arthropoda, Insecta, Orthoptera, Acrididae. Bases 1 to 474 code for a protein of 157 amino acids. The transcript has a single exon. The record is from RefSeq and is a predicted model, not a curated record.